AUGCGUGAGAUCGUGCACCUCCAAACUGGCCAGUGUGGUAACCAAGUUGGUACCGCCUUCUGGCAAAUAAUCUCCGGCGAACAUGGUCUCGACGCGUCUGGAGUGUACACCGGUUCUAACGACCAAGAACUGGAGCGGAUGAACGUCUAUUUCAAUGAGGUCGGCAACUCGAAAUAUGUUCCCCGCGCGGUCCUCGUGGACUUGGAGCCCGGCACGAUGGAUGCCGUCCGUGCUGGUCCGUUUGGACAGCUUUUCCGACCGGACAACUUCGUAUUCGGCCAAUCGAGCGCGGGAAACAACUGGGCAAAGGGUCACUAUACGGAGGGUGCUGAGUUGGUUGAUUCCGUUGUGGAUGUGGUUCGUCGUGAAGCCGAAAGCUGUGACAGUCUGCAAGGAUUCCAGAUCACACACUCCCUUGGAGGUGGUACUGGUUCCGGUAUGGGAACUCUUUUGAUCUCGAAGAUCCGCGAGGAAUUCCCGGAUCGCAUGAUGGCCACAUUCUCUGUGGCACCUUCGCCGAAGGUCUCGGAUACGGUGGUCGAGCCAUACAACGCCACAUUGUCUGUUCAUCAGCUUGUGGAGCACUCCGACGAGACGUUUUGUAUCGAUAACGAGGCCCUCUACGACAUCUGCAUGCGCACCCUGAAACUGUCUUCUCCUUCCUAUGGUGACCUUAACCACCUGGUCUCGGCAGUCAUGUCUGGUGUUACUGUCAGUCUUCGAUUCCCUGGUCAGCUCAAUUCGGACCUGCGGAAACUGGCUGUGAACAUGGUGCCCUUCCCCCGGCUCCAUUUCUUCAUGGUGGGCUUUGCACCACUGACCAGCCGGGGAGCCCAUUCAUUCCGCGCAGUCUCAGUGCCUGAAUUGACCCAACAGAUGUUCGAUCCCCGAAACAUGAUGGCUGCUGCUAACUUCCAUAACGGCCGCUUCUUGACUUGCUCCGCGAUCUUCCGUGGAAAGGUCUCGACGAAGGAGGUCGAAGAUCAAAUGCGUGGCAUCCAGACUAAGAACAAUCAUUAUUUCGUCGAAUGGAUCCCGAACAACAUCCAAACCACGGUCUGCUCCGUGCCUCCCAAGGGCCUGAAGAUGGCUUCCACCUUCAUUGGUAAUUCGACAUCCAUCCAGGAAUUGUUCCAACGUAUCGGCAACCAGUUCUCUAGCAUGUUCCGUCGCAAGGCAUUCUUGCACUGGUACACCAGCGAGGGUAUGGACGAGAUGGAGUUUACGGAAGCGGAAAGCAACAUGAAUGACUUGGUGUCGGAAUACCAGCAAUAUCAAGAAGCCUCGAUCGAUGACGAGGAGGGACUUGAGUAUGGUGAGGAGGAGAUCGAGGAGGAGCAGUAG
This is a messenger RNA of Aspergillus bombycis, 1344 nucleotides long. RefSeq names its product tubulin alpha-1 chain. The record is from RefSeq and is a predicted model, not a curated record. Gene Ontology annotation, biological process: mitotic cell cycle; microtubule cytoskeleton organization. Gene Ontology annotation, molecular function: GTPase activity; GTP binding; structural constituent of cytoskeleton. Bases 1 to 1344 code for a protein of 447 amino acids. The transcript is spliced from 8 exons. Gene Ontology annotation, cellular component: microtubule; cytoplasm. NCBI's taxonomy places the organism in Eukaryota, Fungi, Ascomycota, Eurotiomycetes, Eurotiales, Aspergillaceae.